GCGAUCCAGGAGGUGAAGCCGAUCAUCAUGGAGGUGAUUGCCGAUCACGAGGCGUCGGGCGAGGACGGCGCGAAUCAGAUCAUGGUGAAAGCAGAGCACAUCAUCAAGCUGCUGGUCGGCAGGAAGCUCGCCAACGCAGGAGUGUGGCUGAAGUGCACGCAGGUCGGAACUCACCCUGCCAACCGAUUCGGAGCAGGGUUAGAGAUCGUGGACGUCCACGACUUGAUGAAGGUGAUCGUCGAAGGCGGCUUCAGGUACGACAAGUGUCAGGGAGCCGUCUGCUUCGAGAUAGCGCCAGGCGGGGUGAGGUCAGAACAGCACUGGAAGUUCAACGACGACCUUGCGACUUCCAGCGGGGGCUUCUUGCCUCAGUUCAAUCCUUCGGACCUGAAGUACUUGAGCGUGGCAUGCUCACACACCGUGGCGGGCGCCAGGUGCGUCGAGCUCGGCGCGUUCGGUAUGGACGAGAAGUUCAACGACGAUUCUGGACGCAUUUCUCGCGCAAAGGUGCUGGCCAAGUGCUCUUCCUACGAGCAGGUAAUUACGCAAGGAAUGCCAUGGACGGUGAUUCGCCAUGAGGUGGACGCGGAGAUGCCCGAGCUGGCGUGGUUCCUGCAAGAGGCCGACAACGCCAACAGUGGCGCGAGCCGCCAGCAGACGAAGAUGCAGACCCUUCUGCAAAUACAUAAGGUCGCGAAGCAGAACAUCAAGACCUUCGGAGAUGCCAAGUGGGAGUCCAUCCAACUUCAGAUCGAGAGGACGCGGCCCCACCUCAGCGGACAGGUAGCGGAUAUGAGCAAGUACGUGGAGCUGUACUCUGGAGGCGACAGUGGGUCGCUCUUGGACGAGCUUCGGGACUACGGCAAGACCGUGGGCGACCGCAGGAGGGACGUGCACGGCUCCUUCUUCGGCAUGCUCGCGAGGGUCGGCUUCUUGCAGGGCCCCGAGUACAUCACCGCAUGCGUCAAAGCAUGCCUCGUCGCCCCCGACCAGCACUGCCGUGAUGGAGUGGCCAAGUUGCUCAACAGCACGGACAUGUCGGCCAUCAAGGGCUCCAAGAAGUCAGAAGUCUCAGCGUUUCUGGCCACGACGGCAACGAUCAAGACAUUCUUCGCAUCCACUCCAACGCUGAGCAGCGCGCAGAAGGCCAAACUACUUGGAGACAUGCAGGUGCGCUGGGUGUUGUUGAUCCACAGCAAGCAAGUGAAAGGCCGCAAAAAGUAUUCGAGCAGCAACGCUAUCAAGGACCAGUUCGUCGGCGAGCUGCUGACGAUUGCCCCUGAUGUAACGCCACCGUGGGCUCGGUCUGAGCAAUUGCGUGCUGCUCCGACGGAGCCUGGAGGAAACUUUGUCGAGUUCACAGCGACGUCUUCAGGCAUGGUGGUCAGCGACGGCGCGCUCAAGACCAACGGCUUCGUCGUCGGUGCGGUGGUGGCCCUCAAAACUGACAAGAACCAGAAGCGCGCCAUCAUGGAGAUCAGCUCUGGCAAAGUUUCCUUGGGGAUGUUGAGCUCCAUGGAGACAUCCAAGAAGCGGAAGGCCGAUGAGGACGAGAACGACGAGAACAACGGCAGCAUCGUCGAGAUCAGCAGUAGCGAGCUGAUCGACGAGUACGAGGUGGUCCCCGUCAACUCGAUCCUGCGGAUUCCCGUGGGCUCGGUGGUCAGGGCAGACAAGCACAAGGACACCGUGCUUGAGAAGAUCAGAGCCCAGGUUCGGCUUGCGCUCACCGACGCCUAUGCGCACCGCAGUGAGGGCCUCGAGCUCACCGUCACGCUGGAUAAGAAGGCCCGCGGCGUUGUGGCAGAUGCUUCCUUUGCGAAGGGUGAGCUGACGCUUGUCCCUCUGAGCUCGAGCGUGAACGUGGCCCCGAAGAUGUCGAACGGUUCAGUUGAGAUUGUGUGUUCCCCGCCCAUGAAAGACCUCAAAGUGUUUGUAACGCCGAGGUGUGAGUUGCACGUGCCCAAGCCAGGUUGCCCUCAAUUCGUUGUCCCGUUUUUUUGUGUUCCGUCCUCGGACACCGCUGCGAACAUGAUUCGGUCUUCUGUCACUGUUGUAGUUGGCUCCCGCAUCGACGGGAACACGGUUGAGACUAAGCUGUCCAUUCCAGUUCUCGUGAAUUCGAAGGCCGUCAAGGUUGGAGAGUCCCUUGUGUGCAAGCUCGACCCAGCCCCGAAGGCCGUUGUCACGAAUCCCCCGCCAAAGGCGCGCAAGUCAGCUUAG
Molecule: messenger RNA, 2223 nt
Organism: Prorocentrum cordatum
Lineage: Eukaryota; Dinophyceae; Prorocentrales; Prorocentraceae
Source: the annotation of a GenBank genome assembly